Molecule: messenger RNA, 1078 nt
Organism: Didymella exigua CBS 183.55
Lineage: Eukaryota; Fungi; Ascomycota; Dothideomycetes; Pleosporales; Didymellaceae
Exons: 4
Coding region: 70-729 (219 amino acids)
Source: RefSeq, a predicted model, not a curated record
CUCUCGUUCUGCCUUUGUUUUCGCUAACCAUACGGUCUCUCCUCUCACAGGCAGUGACGACUAGUCAAUAUGACGGGUGGUACGCCCGCCGCGUGCUUACAUGGGCUCAGCAUCAAUGCCAAUGGAAUCAUGAGAGCUAUCACGAGAGGUUGCGUAUCAAGACUCAUCUUUCUAUCAGUCUUCCGCGUCUUCUAUGAAAGACUCUCCACAGGUGAUGACUCCAGCGACCUAGCUGCAAAGAUCAAAGUAUCUGGCGUAUGCUUGGAAUUCCAAACGGACAAUUCUAGCCGCAGAAAGUGCACGUACAAAUACUCAAAGGUUUUCGAACAACCCUCUAUCAUCUUCAUGUCCAACAAGACCGGUGAUGCACAAGGAAUGACGUCCCCAAACCCAACCGAUCUACCCAGAUCUGACAUGGAUGGCUUGAUCCCUGUGAACGCCACUGGUCAGCGCCUCGAUGUGUACCUGCCUCCACCUAACCAAUCUCAGUGGGGCCGAUACACGAAUCGACGCAGGGUUAAGAAGAUCUGCAACGCAUUCCACCUCCAGAAAGCUUGCUCAGACGUAUCCCCAGCAGGUAACGCAGCGGUCACUGUCAGCAACGAGACCAAUACUGUUGCUGGGGAGGUGGCAAGCAGUUCUGGUUGGCCCAGAAACGCUACCAGCGGAGGCGGUAUAGGUUACGUGCCGGGAUUCGGCAACAUCGUGUAUGAUCUGAUCGAUUUCUAAAUACGCACAUCUUCACCUCUCGAGAUGACUAGGAGGGUCGUAUGCGGACCCUUGCAGCUUCCCCUGGCUUUUUAAAGCACAGCAGGACCUGGAGGCUAUCAGGAAAUACGUCAGGAGAGAAACCAUGAGAUGGGAUACUGUACAGUCAUCUUGUACAUCAAACAUCUUGCGCUCGUCUGGAUUUCAUGCUAGGCCUGCUUGUAGUUCUGAUUUUAUUGCACUAAGUUGUAACAAAUGCAAGCCCUUUUAUUGUGAGAGUUACAUGGAUGAAGAUGUCGGAAAGCAGCGAGAUCCCGAGUCAGCACAAUGAACUUGUGUGGUUUACAUUAUUAGAGGCUGACCCUUAGCC